AUGACGUCCAAGGAUGCAAUCAAGGAACUUCGCACCUUUAAAAUCAAUCUCACCCCAGAUAAAGGCAAGGGAGGGUUGUUUCGCACGAAAAAUCCGCCCGAGCAACCAUAUCAGCGGGAGACCGUUCACAACAACCAACAGGGAAUCCAUGUCAAAUGCUCGCUCCUCGACGUUGUUCACGGAAGGUGGUCCCCUACAAGCACAGAAUCAGAUGCCACUUUAAUUGUAUUCGGCUUUUGCUUUGACACUACUGGAGCUCCUGCCAGGGCGAGGAUUGCGGCUGCCACUAUCACCGUCACGUUUGCGGGCAAAUCCGCCAACAAUAAUCAUCCCGGCGUGGCCGAUCUCUCGCUGAAUGGGACCUACAGUUUGGUUAAAAAAGAAGAUACCAAAACAAUUGCCAGGGGGUAUGAUGUAAAGAUCGGUACUAACGUUGCGAACGCCGGCCAGGUCGCCUUGGCCAAGAACUACAGUAAAGUGGUCACUUGUCAGGUCUCGGAUGCGACUCACGUGAGCGGCACGUCGUGUAUGAUUGGAGUCGAUUGGGAUCCUGAGAAUGCCGUCGAAUAA
This is a messenger RNA of Aspergillus mulundensis, 570 nucleotides long. RefSeq lists its product as uncharacterized. The record is from RefSeq and is a predicted model, not a curated record. NCBI's taxonomy places the organism in Eukaryota, Fungi, Ascomycota, Eurotiomycetes, Eurotiales, Aspergillaceae. The coding region runs from base 1 to 570 and encodes 189 amino acids. The transcript has a single exon.